AUGCCUGAUAGUUGUUGCGCUGUUGGCUGUGUAAACAGGAGAGAGAAGGGUAGUGUUAAAAGUUUUUACCGCAUUCCUGGCGAGAGACAUUGUCAUCGAAGAAAGCCCUGGUUAACGGCGAUUAAAAGGGAGAAUUGGUCGGAGAAACAAAUAAAAUCUGCUCGUAUUUGUGGAGAUCAUUUUAACACAGGUCAUCGAUCAGACGACCCCAGCAAUCCAGAUAAUGUUCCAUCUGUAUUUACUCAUAAAAAAGUUGACCAAAAAACUAAACAGCAAAAAGUUGAAAGACAUAAAAAAUUGUUGGAAAGAAGAAAAAUCUAUCACAAGAGGUGUUCAAGUUGGAUCACAGAAAGACUGAAACUGCUUUUGUAUAAAAGGAAAAGAGGGGUCUCAGAAAAGAAUUGA
Hydractinia symbiolongicarpus is the source of this 405-nucleotide messenger RNA. RefSeq names its product THAP domain-containing protein 1-like. The transcript is spliced from 3 exons. Lineage: Eukaryota; Metazoa; Cnidaria; Hydrozoa; Anthoathecata; Hydractiniidae. The record is from RefSeq and is a predicted model, not a curated record. The coding region runs from base 1 to 405 and encodes 134 amino acids.